AUGGCCAAUGACCUCUCGAGACGCAUCUCGCCCACGCCUGCGGCUGCAGAUGAUAUAACGCAGCAAUUGACUAUGUUUGCCCAUGAUAACCUCGAUUUAUAUGUAUCACGGCUGCAGGUUAUCCUGACCGGUCAGGUCGACACCGUUGCAGAGAUGCAGAGGAACAGAUUCCUUCAAGAGCAGACGCUUCAGUUGCAGCAGCAAUCGGACGAGAACCAAAAGCAAAUGCUACAGAUGCAGGAACAGCUGGACUAG
Messenger RNA from Gamsiella multidivaricata, 255 nucleotides. RefSeq lists its product as uncharacterized. NCBI's taxonomy places the organism in Eukaryota, Fungi, Mortierellomycota, Mortierellomycetes, Mortierellales, Mortierellaceae. The record is from RefSeq and is a predicted model, not a curated record. Bases 1 to 255 code for a protein of 84 amino acids. The transcript has 2 exons.